Gasterosteus aculeatus aculeatus (three-spined stickleback) is the source of this 6111-nucleotide messenger RNA. It is a transcript of the gene adamtsl4, whose product is annotated as ADAMTS-like 4. The record is from RefSeq and is a predicted model, not a curated record. Gene Ontology annotation, biological process: extracellular matrix organization; proteolysis. Lineage: Eukaryota; Metazoa; Chordata; Actinopteri; Perciformes; Gasterosteidae. Gene Ontology annotation, cellular component: extracellular matrix. Gene Ontology annotation, molecular function: metalloendopeptidase activity.
AGUGAACGGGCUGAAAGAGAGAGAGAGAGAGAGAGGGAGAAAGAGAGAGAGAGAGAGAGAGGAAAAAAACUCGAACCUUUCCCACUCUCGGAGAAUCCCGGGGAGUGACUGUGACAGGACGAAGGGGACUCGGAGAGCUGAAGAAUCGCACGCAAGAUUUCACCACAAUUUCUUUCAGGAGCGCGCAGACCGGAGCAGACCACAACCACAACCCACCAAGCCGGGACUGAUCAUCAAUAGUUCCCAAAAGUCGCGCAGUGGGGACCGGUGUGACUCUUGGAGGAGCAUGCGGCUCGGUUUACUAAUCAGGCUCUAUGUCCUGUGGGGUUUUGUGCUGGUCACGACCUCCGUGACUAAGGCAUCCAAGAGGAAGGUGACAGGCAGACGGUCCAGACAGGUGUUCGAGGCGGAGCCUGUGGAGGGGGUGUGGUCUGUGUGGGGGGAGUGGUCUGGCUGCUCGCAGACCUGUGGCGUGGGCGUGUCACAGAGGAGCAGGACGUGCUUUCCUCCCCCACCUCCCCUCUCCCACUCUCCACCCAACUGGGCAGGUUAUGUGCCCGGGGGCAUGGGCGGUCCUGUGCACCCGUACUACCCCCCUCGUUACCCCGGGCCACACCGGCCUUAUCACUCCUCCUCCAUCUCCGACAACCACAACCAAGGGGUGUCUCUGUAUCGGAAUACCAACCCUGGGGGAGGAGGAGCUCCUGUCCCGGGGCAGGCCAAUCCAAACCCUCCUUUUUUCCAGCCCGAAUUUUCCCCAUCCGAUCAAGACCAUGCGUCCGUGUACCGAUCGCCCUACCACGCUCCUUCUCACGGCUACAACCAGCCAUCACGCACCAUCAGGAGGCCGACCAAUCCGGGGGGCGGGAGCAGAAGGUCUAUCGGCCCAAAUCGGGAGGGUUUGCCUAUGAGGAGGUCUUCCGACAUCCGUCCCGGUCAGUUUGGGUACGGCAGGGUCCCGUUCUCUCUGCCUCUGCACCGCCCCAACCGGCAGGCUCGGCACACUGUCAACGGCACCGGCGCACAAACGUCCGCUGCGCCCAAUGAAGACGACGCAGAGAACAACGCGAGCCAGGACAAGGAGACGCGGAGCGAGGGAGCGAAGAGGAAGCCAGCGAGACGUGACGUGGAGGAGGCGCUUGAGAAGCCUGUUGCUGAGGAGGUUACCACGACAACCGCCGCAGCUGGAAACCCGCACCGCCACGUUGGCCACUGGCCGCAAACCAAUACGGAGCACGGGAGGGCAAGAGAGCGAGCCCCGCCUCCUCACUUCCUCUCACGCUCUUCCUCGCCACCUCUCCUACCCAACCGCCACAGGUUUAACUGGCACUCCGUCACCGCGCCGCCUCCUCCCGUCCCUCCGCUCUCCCGCCCAAACCCCGCGGCCGUCGCGCCACCCUUUUCGCAUCCCCUCCGGCGCUCAGGCCCCGCGCACAGAGAAAGGGAGCUCGAAGCGGGCUUCGGCCCCCACGUCCCACCCACCGGCGACAUCUACCCUCUGCAGCACACCCGCAACCCACACCUGGGGGUGGAGUCGGGCAGUGAUGGAGGAAGAGCUGCUCCUCAGGUCUUCAGAUGCUCUGGGCCGGAGAAGGAGUACCGCAGGUGCUUCUCGCAGGUGUGUGAAGGCGGCGCGUUGGAAUCCAGAGCCGAGCAGUGUGCUGCCUUUGACACCCAGGAGUUCAUGGGUCGCCUCUACAACUGGGAACCUUUCACAGAGGUUGGUGCAGACAAACAGUGCGAGCUGACCUGCAGGCCUUCGGGCUAUCGGUUCUACGUCCGGCAGGCCGAGCGCGUCACAGACGGGACCCCCUGCUUCAACGUCAGCUCCAACGACGUGUGUGUGGAGGGCCGAUGUCUGACCGAGGGCUGUGAUGGGGCACUGGGCUCCGGCGCCGUGAUUGACAAGUGCGGAGUGUGUGGCGGGCGGGAGAGCGCCUGUCGAAAGGUGACGGGAAGUUUCCAAAAUGUCACGGUUCCCCUUGGUUACCACAAGAUCCUGGACAUUCCACCCGGAGCUACAUUCAUUAACAUCACAGAAAGACGAGCCAGCCCUAAUUACCUGGCCAUGAGGAGCGGCACAGGGGCUUCAGUGGUGAAUGGGCGGUGGGCUGUGGACCCUCCUGGGGAGUACCAAGCGGCAGGGACCACCUUCACCUACACCCGACCCAGAGCUCAGGCGCAGGGGGAAGAAGAGCAAGGCGAGUCGCUCGGGGCUCCAGGACCAACCACUACACAACUACAACUAUAUAUCAUUUUCCACAAGGAGAAUCCAGGCAUCAACUAUGAGUUUUAUGUCCCCGUGGAGAAGAGGGAGGUGGAGAGAGAGAGGAUGGUGGAGAGAGAGAAGGAGGCACCCCGAGAGAGGCCGAGGGAGCGAGAGCCCGGGAGGGCGCCCCUUCGCAGUCCUCUCACCGUGUCCAUAGAAGACUCUCCUCCUCCUCCUCCUCCUCCUCCCAUUUCGGUCCCUUCUUUCCCUUCCUCCUCCUCCACCUCAGUGUUUUCCCCCCCCUCUUCGGGCCGACUGACACCUGAGAGGUCACGUCCUCGGGGCUCUGCGCCCAAUAGGAAUGCGCGGAUCCCCCCUCGCACUGACCUGCCACCGGACACUCAGUCUCCCUUUGUGUGGAGGAGAGGAGGGCUCACAGAGUGCUCUGCCUCCUGCGGCAAAGGUUCUCAGAACAGAGUCAUUCUGUGUACAAACCGCCACACGGACGAGGAAGUCCCGGAGAGAAAGUGUGACUCUGCAGCCAGGCCGGGUCCUGAGGAGGAGCCCUGUAACACACACGCCUGCCCUCCAUUCUGGGAGGCCAGUUCGUGGUCAGAGUGCAGCGUGUCAUGUGGCCCCGGGGUGCAGCAGAGGCAGCUCCAGUGCAGGCAGAGCUUUGGGAACCGUUCCACCAUGGUCCACCCGCAGCGCUGUGCCCACCUCACCCCACCCGGGUCCACACAGGCGUGUCAGCUCGGCCUCUGCUCCCACUGGGAGGUCGGCUCCGCCUGGAGCACGUGCUCGGUGGACUGCGGCGUCGGGAGGAGGACGAGGAGCGUGCGCUGCCUCAGCGAUCAGGGCAGCGUGGUGAACGAGGAAGAGUGCAGCUCCAGGGCUCGCCCGCAAGGAAGUGAGGAGUGCAACAUGGGGCCCUGCGUCACCAACUGGUACUUCACUGGCUGGUCCAACACUUGUUCGGCACAGUGUGGCCCCGGGGUGCAGAGGAGGGAGGUGGUGUGUCUGACUCGAGGCGAGGUCAGAGAGGGUGGAGGAGGAGGGGACUGUGUUGGGGAAAAACCGGCAGAGAUGAAGGCCUGCAACGGGGGUCCCUGUGUGCCAACAACCAUGUGGUACAGCAGCCCCUGGACACAGUGUAAUGUCGCCUGUGGGAGUGGAUCUCAGCGACGAGACAUCAUUUGUGUCCAGAAGACGGGGAAUGAUUUUACUGUCGCACCGGCCCACGAGUGUGGUCAUCUGGAGAAGCCCGCCGCGGUCCAGGAGUGCGAGAUGGGAGAGUGCGAGCCCCUGUGGUUCACAACGGAGUGGAGCGCGUGCUCACGUUCCUGUGGAAAGGGCUUACAAAUGAGGGAGGUCCGGUGUCUGGCACCGGACAGAAAGCACAGCCAUGAAUGUGAUUUAAGCACCAAACCUGAACAGGAGCAAAUCUGCAACACUAUACCCUGCAGUCCACAAGUAGCAGACGAAAACUGCCGGGACAGACAUCCCAACUGCAUGGUGGUGGUUCAGGCCAGGAUGUGCGUCUACACCUACUACAAGACGGCCUGCUGCGCCUCGUGUACCCAGAGUGCUCAGCGUGCCAAGCGGCACUAACCCGCCAAUCAGCACAGACAGCCCGGCUUGCGAGAGAAAGUCGAGGGUUGGGCCCAAACGAGCUGGUCGCCCCUGAAAUCAGAAGUCUGGUAGACAUGGAAAGGCCGGAGUAGACACACCGCCCGGCGGCGGCCGUGAGAUGGCAUUUCGCUAAUUCCUCCUGAUUUUUCAGGUUUAAACACUGUGAAAGCAGCCGGUUCCUUUUUCCAGUUCUCUGUGUUCGAGUAGUUUUGUCUUUUAGAACCACAUAUUCCACUGAGGGAUCCGUUUACUCCUCACGUUAGCUUCAACACGUUCAUAACAUGUCGCAGGUAUGAGUGAUGCCUUCUCCGGCUGAGAGAUUAUAAUGGAAGAGGACGCCGCUGCAAACAGCAAAUUUAGCCUUUUGCUUUUUAAUCAACAGCAACUUACAACAAUGCAAACCACUAAUUCUGAAAACAAACUCAAAUAAUUACCAUUUGUGCCAGAUACACUGUGUAUGCUGUAGUGUACGGAACAGCUGCUGAGAAAGUGUUUCUGUACACUGCGGACACCCAACUAAGCUAGAAGGAGUUACAACAUAUAUUGUACGUCUUUUUUUUAUAGUUUGCCAAAAAUGUUCAGCACAAUAUUUGGAAAGAUGAACCAAAGGGGUGAGGUGAACAUUGCAGUUUAGUGACCAAAUAUAUCAGAGCGUGAAAGAAGUGAGAUUCUUCCCAAACGAGGAGGAUAAUUAGACACGGAGAGUAAACAAGCAGCAGACUGCCAGUUGCAGACGUGUCUUUUUAAUGAGGGCUGUUGGAGCCGUGUUCCAAUCCACAGGUUUGAAGACUCCGAGGCGCAGUCGUGUUUUAACUCUUACACGACACCGCUCAGUAAUAAGACAAAGUGAUCAUGUUGUACUUUUCUUCCUGUCAACAAAUCCCACGAAAAGACGAAAACCAACAAUGCGUCAGCCUCAUGAUGUAAAUCUUUAGAAAAAAGGCUCAGAAAUAUAUCAUUUAUUUUUUCAAACACUUUUUUAUAUUAGAAAAAAUUACUCCAACAAGAAAAAGAGCGUUGUGGGCUGUUUUCCGCUGUGGUUUGACGCACAUGUUUGUCUUAAUGAAGGAGCGUAGCAUCCAGUGCAUACGUGUGCAAUUUGUGGGAAUUACUGACGGUAACAAAAAUAUAGAAUAAGUCUGAAGUCUAAAACACGAGCAUUUUUGCUUUUCAGUUGUAGCACCAUGAAUAUUGUGCAGAGGCAUGAAACAUCUUUAUGUCCAAGAAAUGUAUUUAAAAGCAUGCACAUCCUGAGAGGAAAUUCUGAGGGUCUGACUGAAAAUCGGUAGGAAAUAGUGUUUGCACUCUAGACGAUGCUUCCAUUGACAAUUAAUGACAGCAGUAAUCAAUUAACUGUCCAUGGGAACAUUACUUAGUGCGAAGACUCUUUUCUCACCUCAUCCUGAUGUCUUCUCUGUUGUGCAUCCGGCGUCACCUUCAUGGGAAGAAACGAUGAAUCUGUCCUACUAGAGCAGGCGAAGCCGUAAUUAGAAAACCCGUGUUGACUGAGAAAGCUGCUUUCAUGUAAUGAUAUUUUAAUAAGUUAGUUAAUAAUACAUAUCAAAUGCAAAUAAUUCUGCCACGACGUAAAUGUUUUGCAUUCUGAGGUGGCAACCUCUGUAUGUGUGUGUGUAGGUCCUUUUUUUAUACCUUUUCUGUCUCCUUCUCAUAUCGACUGAUUUUACUUGGUUCUUUUUCUCUGCUUUUACCUCCCUAAGAAGACGUGCACACGCACACGUUACACCCGGCCCGCUCAAAUGAGCGGAGUGUUUAUGUUUGUCAGAUAUGUUUUAAUGUCUAUAUUUUCUUGGAGCAUAGUAAGCGCUUGUGUUUCGUAGCGAAGUGUUGCAGACCGCAUUUAAUCACAUCUAACUGUCAUAUAACUGUUUUGCCUUUUGAUAAGAGAAUCAGUGACUUCCUGACGUUUGUGAGUUUUAGCUCUGUGCGUGUGUGUGUGGUCAUUUAUGUGUGUGUAUGGUUGUGUUUUGUGAUCCUUGCUUUGAACGCGUCGUUGUUGUCUAAUCCCUUGUAGCUGAAAAUGCUUUUUAUAUAAAAACAAAAGGAUGGUAAUUUAUCUAUUAUCUAAAGAACAUGUAAUUUAUUUUCUUGUUUUAAGAAGCUGUAGCAAUUAUUUUUGUUACCACCAGAGUAUAUAAGAUUGUUAUUGUUGAUACACAGAUGUUUUUUUUCAUGCAGAAACAAAAAAAAAAGAAGUGUGGAAAGAUUAUUAUUGCAAAGCUUCAUUUUAAAUAAAACAACACAGAAAUCAA